GCAUUUCCCCGAACUCAAAUAAAUGCACGCGGUGAACUCCCCGUGAGUCAUUUUGAAUCCAAAAACUAGGGCUCGCCGCGGCCCUCCAUUCCGUUCGGAUUCACCGCUAGGGUUUUGAAGAGAAACCCUAGCGCGAUCUAAAUCCAAUCCCAACCUCUCGAUCUCCAUCUCGAUCUCUUUCCAUGGCGGACGAAGCAGCGGCGGCAGCGGCGGCGGCGGCGGCGGCCGCGGGAGGAUCGUCUUCCUCGGCGGCGGCGGUGGUGGGGAUCACGGUAAUCCCGAUCGUGAACAAGCUCCAGGACAUCUUCGCGCAGCUGGGGAGCUCGUCGACGAUCGACCUACCCCAGGUGGCGGUGGUGGGGAGCCAGAGCAGCGGCAAGUCCAGUGUGCUCGAGGCGCUCGUCGGCCGCGACUUCCUCCCCCGUGGCUCCGACAUCUGCACGCGCCGCCCCCUCGUGCUCCAGCUCGUCCACUCCCCGCGGCGCCCCGAUGCUUCGGCCGGGGAGGGGGACGAGUGGGGGGAGUUCUUACAUAUCCCCGGAAGGAGGUUCUACGACUUCGGAGAGAUCCGCAGGGAGAUCCAGGCUGAGACAGAUAGGGAAGCGGGAGGAAAUAAGGGUAUAUCAGACAAACAAAUCCGCUUGAAGAUUUUUUCUCCAAAUGUUCUGAAUAUCACAUUGGUUGAUCUGCCGGGAAUAACCAAAGUGCCGGUCGGUGACCAACCAAGCGACAUUGAGGCAAGAAUUAGAACACUGAUCUUGUCAUACAUCAAGCACAAGACUUGCAUCAUAUUAGCAGUUUCACCUGCAAAUGCAGAUUUAGCAAAUUCCGAUGCUCUUCAGAUGGCAAGAGUUGCCGAUCCAGAUGGCUCUCGAACAAUUGGGGUUAUCACGAAGUUGGAUAUAAUGGACAGAGGGACUGAUGCACGUGACUUUUUGCUGGGAAAAGUGAUCCCCUUACGACUUGGUUAUGUUGGUGUUGUGAAUCGCAGCCAACAGGACAUCAACUUAAAUCGUAGUAUCAAGGACGCUCUGGCCUAUGAAGAGAACUUCUUCCGGAAUCAGCCUGUAUAUCACGGUCUCUCUCAUUGUUGUGGGGUUCCCCAAUUAGCCAAGAAAUUAAACCAGAUUUUGGUGCAACAUAUUAGGACAGUUCUUCCUGGUUUGAAGUCUCGUAUAAGCGCUCAAUUGACAUCUGUAGCGAAGGAGCUUGCUGCCUAUGGUGAUGUAGUGGAAUCAAAGGCUGGGAUGGGUGCAAAACUCUUGAACAUUCUUGCUAAAUACUGUGAAGCUUUUUCUUCUUUGGUGGAUGGGAAAAAUGAAGAAUUAUCAACAGUCGAGCUUUCCGGUGGAGCACGAAUUCACUAUAUUUUCCAGUCUAUCUUUGUGAAAAGUCUAGAGGAAGUUGAUCCUUGUGAUGACAUCACUGAUGAAGAUAUCCGUAUGGCCAUUCAAAAUGCAACGGGCCCUCGGAGUGCUUUGUUUGUGCCACAGGUGCCAUUUGAAGUCCUUGUUCGCAAGCAAAUAGGCCGUCUGGUUGACCCGAGCCUGCAAUGUGCAAAAUUCAUUUAUGAUGAACUGAUUAAGAUGAGUCACCGCUGCUUAGCCAGUGAGCUACAGCAGUUUCCUGUUCUCCGGAGAUGUAUGGAUGACGUAAUUGGUAAAUUCUUAAGAGAAGGACUUCAACCUGCUGAAGCAAUGAUAACUCAUAUUAUUGAGAUGGAGAUGGAUUACAUAAAUACUGCUCAUCCAAAUUUCAUUGGGGGAAGUAAGGUUGUUGAGCUGGCUCAACAGCAAGUUAAAUCUGCUAGAUUAUCAGCUACAGUUCCCAAAACAAAGGAUGGUCCAGACUCUGAUAAGUUACAAGCAUCGGAAAAGAGUCUAAAACCUCGAGCUAUCCUGGGCAGAACCGUCGCAAAUGGAGUAGUUUCUGAUUCGUCUCAGGUAGUUCGACCUGGUGUUGAUUCUGAGAGAUCAAGCACAUCUGUAGGAAGUUCAAAUGGAUCAAGUUGGGGUAUUUCAUCAAUUUUUGGCACUAGUGAGGACCGAACACCUGCAAAAGAGAGUUUCGUGAACAAAUCUUAUAAUCCAUCUUAUAAUCCACCUGUUCACAACAUGGAAUAUCCCCUUUCUAUCAUCCAGUUAAGAGAGCCACCAGUCAUCUUAAAGCCCUCAGAGAGUCAGACUGAGCAGGAGGCGUUGGAAAUAGCUAUCACCAAAUUAUUAUUAAAAUCGUAUUAUGAUAUUGUUAGGAAAAAUAUUGAGGAUUCUGUUCCAAAAGCGAUUAUGCAUUUCCUGGUCAAUCACACAAAAAGAGAGCUGCAUAAUGUUUUUAUUACCACUCUUUACAGGGAAAACCUCUUUGAAGAGAUGCUGAAAGAACCCGAUGAAGUAUCUGUGAAAAGGAAACGCAUACGAGAAACACUCAAAGUUUUGCAGCAGGCUUAUAGGACAUUGGAUGAGAUUCCGAUCGAAGCAGAUUCAGUCGAGAAGGGCUAUACGCUGGAGAGUGAUUCCAUGGGCCUCCCAAAGGUCCAUGGGCUUCCUUCAUCAUUCUAUGCCAAUAAUGGUGCAAGCUCGCCAUAUACGGGCUCCCCUAAGAAUCCGAGAUCCAGGAAGUCUGCCCACUCGGGAGAGCAACCUGCGUACUCAUACGUAAAUUCCGAUUCCAAUGGCUUGGGCUCGUACCCUGUUGUUGGCUCUUGAUAUCAUCAAUGUCUGAGUUAAAUGUUCUCACUAGUGCUUCAUGUACAGUAAAUGUAUUACAUUCCUAUUAUUUCAUGACUACUCUCGUUUCUAGUUUUCUUGCGAGAGAAACUUCCCAUUUUGGCGUGAUAAAAAAUGAAAAAGUUAUAUUUUUUUUGCGAGUAUUAUCGCGAAGGACGGUAAGGCUGGGGAUGUGUAGAAGUUCUAUGCUGCAACAUUCCGAUGUUUGCCAUAUUUUUUGUAGUGAAAGACCAUGUAAGCUUUCAUGGUUGUCCAAGAUGAAUGUAAUUCUUUUUGUUUUCAAUCACAAAUAAGAUAAGAUUGCAAUCAUCUAUGCUUCUUGUUGAA
Ananas comosus (pineapple) is the source of this 3053-nucleotide messenger RNA. RefSeq names its product dynamin-related protein 3A-like. The record is from RefSeq and is a predicted model, not a curated record. Lineage: Eukaryota; Viridiplantae; Streptophyta; Magnoliopsida; Poales; Bromeliaceae. The transcript is spliced from 20 exons. Gene Ontology annotation, cellular component: microtubule; cytoplasm; membrane. Gene Ontology annotation, molecular function: GTP binding; GTPase activity; microtubule binding. The coding region runs from base 183 to 2705 and encodes 840 amino acids.